Molecule: messenger RNA, 3864 nt
Organism: Dovyalis caffra
Lineage: Eukaryota; Viridiplantae; Streptophyta; Magnoliopsida; Malpighiales; Salicaceae
Source: the annotation of a GenBank genome assembly
AUGGGGACGGAGAUGACUCAAAAUCAAUGGAAGAUAAAUAACAAUGACAACGGCGGCACCGGUCGUGAUUUAUCACCGGUAGUGGUUCUGGAUGGUAAUCACGAUGAUGGUGGAUUCGCUGAGAGAGGAUUUUGUGAUGCGCAGGUGCAACAACAAUCUAAUAGCGGAGCAGCAGCAACAACAACAACAGAUUGGAAUUUAGGAAUUGGAGAAAGAGCUAUAUCUGCUGCUGGUGCUGCUUUUCUGUCUGCUAUUAUUGUUAACCCUCUCGAUGUUGUGAAGACAAGGUUGCAAGCACAGGCAGCUGGAGUUGAGUACUCACACCCUCUAAGUAACAUUAUAAGUCGAAUGGCACAUUUUGGGCCAACCAUGAUGUUUGCUGAUCUAAGGUGUUCGCCAUCGUGUACACGUGCCGGGGUUCAUGGAACAGUGUCGAUUUGUCCUCCUGAUUGUUUCCAGUAUAAGGGAACUCUAGAUGUUUUCUACAAAAUCAUACGGCAGGAAGGAAUUGCAAGGCUAUGGAGAGGCACAAAUGCUGGUCUGGCUCUGGCUAUACCAACAGUUGGGAUCUACCUGCCAUGCUAUGAUUUAUUUCGUAAUUGGCUGGAGGAUCUAACUGCCCAAAAUAUUCCUGGUGCCACACCAUAUGUGCCUUUGGUAGCAGGCUCAUUGGCACGUUCAUUAGCUUGUGCAACUUGCUAUCCUAUUGAACUUGCUAGAACCCGCAUGCAGGCAUUUAAGGCAACUCAAACUGGUAGACCUCCUGGAGUUUGGAAAACAUUAGUUGAGGUCCUCUCCCUUGUCAGAAGUACAAACAAUGCUGAAAAUUUGAGAGGCUAUCGUGUACUGUGGACAGGCAUGGGAGCACAGCUUGCUCGUGACGUUCCAUACUCAGCAAUUUGUUGGUCAACCCUUGAGCCAAUCAGGAGAAGGCUUCUGAGUUUGGUUGGCGAGGACCCCGACUCUUUAAAAAUCUUUGGAGCAAACUUUUCUGCUGCUUUUGUCGCAGGAAGUCUUGCUGCUGGUGCUACAUGCCCUCUAGAUGUUGCAAAAACCCGCAGGCAGAUAGAGAAGGAUCCUGUUAGAGCAUUGAGGAUGACUACACGGCAAACAUUGAUGGAGAUUUGGAGGGAUGGAGGAAUGAGGGCACUGUUCACAGGUGUUGGUCCUCGUGUUGGCCGUGCCGGGCCAUCUGUUGGGAUUGUGGUUUCGUUUUAUGAAGUCGUGAAGCCAAGCAUUCAGUUCAAUUUGCUGACCAGUUUGUCAGCACAAGGAACUGAUAUCAGUGUCCUCUCCUAUAAAGCAUCAGCCCUGCUAUCCAAACCAAGCUUGCAAAAACAAACAACAUCUCAGGUUUACAUCAAGCUUGCAUACUACUCCAAAACAUACAUAGGCCGGCCCUCGUUUUUGGCAACUGCUGGUUCUAUUGAAAUGUCAGCAGCAACAGCAAAGGAUCCAAUCAAAGCGUUGUGGCUCGAGCGCUUAAGCUCGGCUCUAAGGACAACAUUGGCAUGCACCAUAGUUGGUUGCACCGCACUCUACGGCCCUGCAAAACUUAGGCACUUUGUUGCGUAUCCGGCCUUCUCUUACGUGACAGCAAUCCUAAUCGUCUCGGAUGCUACUCUUGGUGACACUCUUAGAGGCUGUUGGCAUGCUCUAUAUGCUACUAUUCAAGUAAUGAUCCCCUGUGUACUGACCUUGCAAGUGGUUGGACCAGCCAGGUUCACCUGUAGCGUGGCAGCAGUGGCAGUGGCUAUCAGUGCCUUGAUGGUGGCGCUGCCAGAAUCAACUUCCUUGAUGGCUAAGCGGAUUGCAUUUGGGCAGAUUGUGAUUGUGUAUGUAGGUGUAGCUAUCCAUGGUGCUGAAGCUGGAAUAGUGAUGCACCCAAUUCAUGUGGCUUCAAGCACAGCCUUGGGAGCAUUAGCUUCUGUUUUGGCUAUGCUGGUUCCAUUCCCUAGGCUAGCCUACUACAAGGUUAGGAAAACAUGCAGAUUAUACGUUGAAAAUGCCUCAGAGAGGUUGAAUCUCUUUGUUGAGGCGUUAACCUCCCAAAACAAGCAAGCUGCAACCGAGUUGCUUUCCCAAGCAAAGUUCCUCUCUAAAACAGGAGUCAGGCAUCUUCAAACAGUCAAAGAUGUUCAAGGAGGCAUGUUAUACGAGAAACCACAAAUCAGAAAGCUUAACCUAGAAGAAAAUUUGCAAGACAUUGAAAUAUCAAUGAGAGGAAUGGAAAUUGCUCUUACAUCAUGCUCUUCAUUUCCUGUUAGCAUGAUAGACGAAGGGAUCAAAGAAGCGCUGCUCAGUAUGAAAGGAAAAGUAGGCCUAAAGCUACAGAAAGCCAAGUGCUUUGCUCGUUUUGAUGCAACAACAGUUCCAGAGGCAAAGGUUGAAGAAAGUUAUAUUUUGGCCCCAAAUAUCAGUGUCGCAACACCUGGAGACCUACCAGCUUUCUUCUUCUCGUACUGCAUGGAACUCCUCUUGAAGGAAUUGCCUAUUUGUCAAAAUCCAGAGUGCAACUCAGAGAACACCAACGAAACUGGAGCUAGAGAUGUAACCAGUAAAAAAGAUCAAGAGAAGUCUAACCUUAGAAAGACUUGGGAUUCCUCACCUAUAAAAUUACCAAGCAUGGAGAGAUGGACUUUUGCAGUCAAGUGUUCUCUUUCUUUGGGUUUUGCCGUGCUAUUCGGUUUGAUAUUCAACAAAGAAAAUGGGUACUGGUCAGGACUCACCAUUGCCAUCAGUUUCGUCACAGAAAGACAAGCAACUUUUGCAGUUACGAAUGCUCGUGUACAAGGGACAGCAAUGGGAUCGGUUUAUGGAAUCUUGUGUUGCUUCAUUUUCCAAAGAUUUGUGGAGUUACGGUUUCUACCUCUUCUUCCUUGGAUCAUUUUCGCCAGUUUUCUAAGGCACAGCAGGAUGUAUGGCCAAGCCGGUGGGAUUUCAGCUGUGAUAGGAGCAUCGUUAAUCUUGGGUAGGAAAAAUUAUGGCACUCCAAAUGAGUUUGCAACUGCAAGACUCGUAGAAGCUUGCAUUGGAUUAAUUUGCUUCGUUAUGGUAGAGAUAAUAUCGCAACCUGCAAGAGCAGCAACUCUAGCAAAGACUGAAUUUGCUUGGAGCUUAAGGGCACUUCGAGAUUGCACCGACAACAUAUCCCAGCUUUGUGCUGGUCAAAAAAGUGUUUUCUCAUCUUCAAUUCCAGCCUUAAGAAGAAGGCAGCUGGAGGUGAAAUCACGCAUCAACAACCUGGAGAAAUUCAUUGUUGAAGCUGAGUCAGAACCCAACUUCUGGUUCUUGCCUUUUCAUGGUGCUUGUUAUCGCAAGUUACUGGCAUCUCUAAGAAAGAUGGAGUACCUUUUGUUGUUCGUAGUCUUUGAAAUCGAAAGCAUAUCUCAAGUAUCAGAUGGGUUGGAAGUGGAUUGGAAGGAGCUACAGGAAGUUCUCAUGAACAAUUAUCUAAAUCUUUUUGGGAAGAAAGUUGGCUUUUCAUUGAAAUGUCUUGAAGAGUUGAUUUCGAUCAAUUCCUUGGCACUGCUGGAAAAAAAGGUGCAAAAGAUAAACAUAUCUCAUGACAUUGAGUUAGGAAAAUCAUCACCAAGUACAGAUGUGGUAUUUAGGUCAUGGAGUCCAGAUGAAGAAGAAAUUUCAGAAAUGGAGAGUUCCAUUCUCCAACAUUCAAAAGAAGGAGCUAAAAAGAUUGACAAACACGAAGGUGCACAGAAGCUUAAGAGCCAGUUGAUGCUUAGCAUAUAUAGCCUAGGGUUCUGCAUCAGUAGUCUGAUGAAAGAAACGAAAGAGAUUGAGAAAGAAGUGAAAGAAUUAAUUAAAUGGGAGAAUCCUACAAGCUACCACUUCAUUUUUUCGUAA